This is a messenger RNA of Cyprinodon tularosa, 5195 nucleotides long. Its product is annotated as REST corepressor 3-like. Gene Ontology annotation, cellular component: histone deacetylase complex; transcription regulator complex. Lineage: Eukaryota; Metazoa; Chordata; Actinopteri; Cyprinodontiformes; Cyprinodontidae. The transcript has 5 exons. The record is from RefSeq and is a predicted model, not a curated record. Gene Ontology annotation, molecular function: transcription corepressor activity. The annotation marks the transcript as partial. Gene Ontology annotation, biological process: negative regulation of DNA-templated transcription; regulation of transcription by RNA polymerase II.
GUCCAAAAUGCUAAACAGAUGAACAGUGGGCUGAAACAGCUGUUGGAGUCUGGGAUUGAGGAGUAUAGAACGACUGAGAAUACCCAGAAGGUGAAUGCCCGAUGGACUACUGAUGAGCAGCUUCUAGCUGUUCAAGGAGUCAGGAAGUACGGCAAAAACUUUCAGGCCAUUGCUGAUGUCAUAGGUAACAAAACGGUGGGACAGGUGAAAAACUUCUUUGUGAACUACCGUCGUCGGUUCAACCUGGAGGAGGUACUGCUGGAGUGGGAGGCAGAGCAAGGAACUCGGCCUCAAAAUGGAGAAACCACUUCAAGUGAAGAGGGAAAGAACAGUUCAACCACCCCUUCAACGAAGAGCACUGAUGAGGAGGAUGAAGAGGGUCAGGUUACUUCUUCAGCCCCCACCACUCCUGAGGCCCUCUCUGCCAGCCACACCUUCACUACAUCGCCAGCCACCGCCGCUCCAACAACAGGCUCGCUUUCUGCAACCUCGAACCACCCUACAGCAACCCCCACCUCUUAUCCGUCCCUCCAACGCCAUGCCACCACGCCUCAACCCUCGCCCUACUCCUGUAAACCUUGGCAAUAACACUGUGGAUCCAGCCCAGAGCUCCAACCAGCAGCCGUGCGGCCUGUCAGACACAGCUUCAUCCUCUUCUCUCCAAUAACUUCAGAUGUCUUAGAGUCAACUUCUCAGUGAGUGGAGGUGUACAACAUCAAUCAUAAUAGCACUGACAUUUUAAUUGUACCAAAAUACUGUAUUACAAAAAAGUUAAAAAACAUCAUUCAGACAUUGUUGUUUUAUUUCCAAUAUUGGAAUCUGAAGUGAAAUGUCUUUUCCACUGAUCUUGAAUGCAGCCUCUGUUUGAUUAUUGUGACAUGGUUUGAUUCAAUUCAAUUAAGUUUACUCAUAUACCGGUAGUCACAACACAGCCUUCACACAAAGACAAUUCUGCUAUAAAGUGACAGAUCAUACAGUCAGAUUGGUAAAAAGUUUUCUGGCCAAUGAAAACCAGCUGAACGCCUUGAGUCAUUGACUUGCAGGACAGACUGGAUAUGCAUGUGGCAACAGUAGAUAUCUGUUUUGAUUUUGUUGCUGAUUACACUGCCAUCCCACAAACUAAGCAAGCAUGUAGUGACAGCAGAGUGGAAAAAUUCCCUCCUGCAAUACCAGGCUCCUUCUGUUCAAGGAGACAAAAGCAGACAUACAAAAGAAUAGUAGAAGCACUGAUACAGAAAUACUGAACAUGUUAAAAAAAGGUUAUGGUAAAUUAGCUCCAUAAGGGGCUCUGUCUAGGAGUUUGAGCUCGGAGGCAGUUUUAAUGUCAAAGGGAUGAAAGAGAACACAUACCUUUAGCCAGAGUUAAAGCUGAGCACAUAGCUAUGUCUAAGAUUUAAAAAAGAGCUAAACAAUGAAAAACAGGCCCAACUCUAUCUUUAAUCAAAGGUGUUGACUGCAGCAGCCAAGCUGAUAUUUACCUCCAGGACGACAUCACUGCCAAAAAGGAUCAGACGAGAUAAAGCUACUUUGACUAGAAAAACAGAUAGCAUAAAGUUACAGGUUAAACUACUAAAUACUAGUGCUAGAUACUGCAGAAUAGGGGAUAAAGAUUCAAUUAAACGAUUGAAAAGGGGUCCCUAUGUCCUCCAAUAGUCUAAGCCUAUAGCAGCAUAAUUAUGGAGAUAGCUCUGGAUAACCUGCGCCACUAUAAAUAUAAACUUCAAUCAAAAAGAAAGGUAUUAAGCUUUGCCUUAAAAGUAGAAAGGGUGUUUGCCUCAUUGAUUAAAACUGGUAGUUCAUUCCAAAGGACAGGAGCCAGAUAACUAAAACCCUUGCUACCGUUCUACUAGUAAACCCACAAUGAUUUGUUUGAAACAUAUAGAACAAUCAAAUCUCUAAUAUAAGAUGGAGCUUGGUUAUGUACAUGUACUUCUUUGAAACACUAUGUGGGAGGGAUCUGAAUUUUUUAUUUAUGAAUCAGGAAAAAGCCCAAGCAUACAUAGACCUAUGGAAACUUAUUGCAAUCUAAUAAUUACGAUCUCAUAAUUACAAGAUAAGAUCUCGUAACUACGAGAUCAGUAUCUGGUAAUUAAGAGAUCUUAUCAUAAUAAUGAGGAGAUAUCUCCUAAUUAAAAGAUCUUAUCUAUAUAUUUGGUUAUUAUUACUUAAGCCAGUAAUGUAACAUCUCUCAGAAAAGGGGUCUUCAUGAUUAAUUCUUAAAAAUAUCUGCAUCUGUUCCACUGAAAAGUUCUCUGUACCCAGGUCUGACCUGAUUUGCAUCGGAGUUGCGCUUCUGAUUUCCACUUUAUCAUUAAAGUACCCAGGUAUAACCCUUUGAAUACUUCCUGUGGUACUGCAGCCAUAUGACCAUAUGCCAAAAUCCUUUAACAGCUCCAUUAAUACAGAUUCUGUAUGGUUUUAGUUUUUCGUAUGAAUCAACAUGCCACAUGAAGUUGGGACCUGGGUUUCUGUAGAGACGUCGUCUUAGACAAUUCUGAAGCCGCAGCUGUACUACUUGACGAAGGAUUUUUGACCAGGUAUCGAACAGUUCCUUUGAACACCACUAAGCCAGCUUGAAUGCAUUUCAGAUGAAUUAUUUAUGGCCAUAAAGUGUUCCAUGCUGGUUUAAAUGCUCCUGCAGGAACAGUUUGACUUCGAGCAACUCAGAGUAGAGUAGACUUUUUCGCCUAGAAAAUCCUAGGUUAAGGUAUAUGCGCAAUAGUGACAAACUAAAGCUAAUUCCAUCCACAUCGAGGAAACUCAGUAUUUCCCAGCAAAACCUAAAAGAAAAUAAAAGCAUAUUAAAUCCGACAAUCCACAUAUUGUUCACGUUUCACGUAGCUUAGCUCAGCAAUGCCAUGACUGUCCUUCCUGAUCUCCUAAAUAUGACAUAUUAUGUCAUAUUUAUGACAUCUUGUUUCAUAAUUAUGAGAUAAGAGCUCAUAACAUUCAGGUCAGGAUCUCAUAAUUAGGAUAUCAGAAACUCGUAAUUAUGAGAUAUUAUCUCAUAAUUAUUACAUUUACCUUGUAAUUUUGAGAAAAGAUCUCAGAAUUACAAGAUACUGAUCCCGUAAUUAUGAGAUAAGCUGUCAGAUGUUUUUUUCUUUGGUGAAUGCAGUAUGCUUAUGUAUAGACCAGUAUUCAUUCAUCUCUAUAGCUUGAUAAGGAAAUAACAUCCUUAUGUAACAUCCACAUAAGCCAUGUAAAGAACAUAUAAAAUGACCGAUGGUAGGUGCUUUAGCCUUUCAUUCUCAAACAAAUCUGAAGUGCGUUUGCCUUAAGGUGUACACAGUGUUGCAUACAAAAUGGGCUCAAUCAUACAGUUGGAACUGGUCUUAUCACCAAUUACUGGCCAGUAAUUUCCUCCGAUGCAUUUUUCCUAUGUCUGUUUGGUGGUUUCAUAAAUAUCUAUGUUGACAAGAGCAAUCAAUCCAAAUUUCUUAUUUUAUUAGAGGAGUCAACUUCAUCCUAUUUACGUUUUCCUGUUUGCAGAAAAGCUAACAAGCUUAAAUGGAAAUCUUGAUAGAUCCUGAAGAUUAUGAUGAAGUGACGUGUCGUGAAAAUGGUCAAACAAGUAGUAACAUUGUUUAAGAUUAAAGUUAAAUAAUUUUAGACUAGGUAUUUAUCAGAUAAAACCUCUGAAUGAAGGAAUAUAUACUUCCUUCAUACCAGACCUUCCCUUAACCUUGAGUUUUUUGUACAUACUGUUGUAUUGUUAUAACCAUUGGACACUGAUAUAAGAUUUUGGCAGAAGUAUAAAAUGUUUUUUGUGUAUGUGAUUUUUUGUCUGUUAAUUAUUUAUAAUUUCUUUCUCUAUUAAGGAUCCUACUGAACAGUGGGUUAAUCCCACUCUUAACUGUGUAUUACAUACUUGCUCAUAUGAUUCGCAAAUGAAAUAAACAUAAAUCCCCCUGAUGGAAUUUAUUUAGAACAAUAUCUCCAACAUUUUGAUUAAUUUCUUUUAUAAGUAGCAUAAUAAACAUGUCUUAUCUUUGUUUUGUAAUUUGCUGACAAAGGAUAGAAGAAGGUGGCUUGUGGUUAAAAAGUUAAGCUAACUACGCAGCCUUCUAAAAUAGUUACAAGUACCUUUUUCAAACUCCUCAAACUGUCACUAUUGGUCCUUAAGGAGGAUCCUAAACCCCACAUUGUUCUCUGGCCACUGCAAGCUGCCCAUUGCUCCCUAAGGGAUGAGUUAAAUGUAGCAGAAUAACAUUUCUUUUAUGUAUAUUUCCACCCUGUAGAGGAUUGAUUAUUGAACAUUAACUUUUAGCAAGAUAGAAUCAGUAGGAUUCUAUCAGUCCAAAUAGACCUUUGCUACAGUCUGCUAAAUCCAUCAGUUACUGUACCAAUCUUGAAAAUGCUUAAGGUUAACUGAAAUCCUGUGGAUCUGUUUUUUUUUUUUUUUAUAAAAAAAAAAGUAAAGUCAAACAUUUUUUUUAUGUAAGCAAAAUGUUAUUGUUGCUCUCUUUUAUUUUUUUUUUAUCAUCCUCUCUUUUGUAUGUAUAUACAAAGAAACUGGGAACCAAUUUCUGUUUUGGACUUCAUGUAAUGUUAUUAUGGAAAAAAUGCUUGUAAUUAAUUUUGUUUUUACACGUGUCACAUAUCACGUCUAUAUUUACUGGAAUCAUAUAGAAGGUAAUUUUUUUCAUUAUAAGUUUGACCUUUGCUGUAAAGCCACAAAAUUUCCUCUUUCUGGAGUUGGAAUUAAUAGUUAUCAAUAAAUAUUUUGUAUAAAGUUGUUUAAUUCUUCAUAAGAUAGGUUUGCUUAUUAUGUUGAGGAUCUUUCAGGUUGAACGGAGGCCACUUUGGCCUUCUUACCUUAAAGGGGAAUGCCGGUUUUUUUACAUUGGGCCCUUGAUUUUACAUUAUUACAUCAUGUUCUACUCACCCAUAUUAGUUUUGUGCCAUUUGGAGCUGUUCUGAAGAUAUUCCGUUAGGUUAUAUCUAAGUAACGUUUUCCUAUGGGCAACAAGUUGAAGGCACAAACUAAACUCAGAUUAGCUCGCCGAAUGAAUAGAAGGUGUAGAGCGUAGCCGGCUGUGGCCCGGGCUGCCUGUUACUUUUUUUUUUUUUAUUAUCAAUAAACUUUAUUGAACAAAUGUACAAAACAAACAGGUUUUGUAUUAAGGGACAGCACAUCAGAGGGGGAGAUAUAAAGACUUGCACAAGAGUUACACAAUAAUUGAACUAGACAA